Molecule: messenger RNA, 436 nt
Organism: Drosophila yakuba
Lineage: Eukaryota; Metazoa; Arthropoda; Insecta; Diptera; Drosophilidae
Exons: 2
Coding region: 1-318 (105 amino acids)
Source: RefSeq, a predicted model, not a curated record
AUGGAACGUUCAAUGAUUGUCACUCGCCUUCAAGCAAGACGACGGAGAAUCGAAGGAGAGGAGAAAGUUUGCAUCCAAUUAAGUUCUUCAAUGGACAAAGUCGAUGAGAUGGUCAAAUUGUUCAAGCGGAAGGUGGACAACCAAUUGGCUGUUAUUCAAGCCACAACUGAUGUGCGAUUGCUACAGAUGAAAUGGUCGGAUUUUAUGGGUAUGGCGAUUGCUGCAGAUGAACGGUCGAAUUUAAUGGAUAUGGCAAAAAAAGCUCCCUUUAAAAACCUUAAUACAAUCAACAACCAAAUCCAAAAGAACCAAUCUUAAAGCCGCGUUAAGUUAUCAAGCCUCCAGAACGUAGCAAGUUUCUGUUUUGUUAAAUGUUUAAAAUGUAGUUUCGCAAGUUCAUAUAAAUAUAGUUUUAAAUCGUUUAUUUACCAAAGAG